Molecule: messenger RNA, 1375 nt
Organism: Ceraceosorus guamensis
Lineage: Eukaryota; Fungi; Basidiomycota; Exobasidiomycetes; Ceraceosorales; Ceraceosoraceae
Exons: 4
Coding region: 411-1079 (222 amino acids)
Biological process (GO): protein targeting to ER
Cellular component (GO): signal peptidase complex; membrane
Source: RefSeq, a predicted model, not a curated record
CUUGACUUGGUGGAUGAAUCUGUGCUGGUUGGAGUCAUGCACCACAGCUUUGGUGCUUAGCGCUUCUUGGUCUGAUGGCGAGUCUCGAGUCUCGAGUCUCAAAUGAAUCUCGAACGCCACAUCCCCCUGCUGACAGCCCUCGCCUGCAGAGCUGAACGUAGCUCGUCUUCAUAUCGCACCACCUCCAGCAAGCCCACCAUUCAUCGCGUCUCAGAUCAGGACUUCCGAUCUGCUGCUGCCUUUCAAACCUCCCUCUGCGCCCCAAGCUUGCCCAUUCUUGUCCGCACUGCACAUCACCUAGGAAGCCCCGAGAGCUGCACGACUGCGCGACGCCCUCUCUGCUUCUCGGCGUAGGCUGACGAACAAGGGCUCACACACAUCGCGAUCAGGUGUCAGGAUUUUCGCGCACCAUGUCUGACAAAGCAGCGUCAAAGUCUGCUGCUCCUUCGCCUUCUGAGGCUCCAGCUCGGAUCUACAUUGACAAUUCCAACAGCACAGAACUCAAGCUGACAUGCGACGAGGCAGUUGAGCGGAUCUUGACAUCCAACAGUACCAAUCCCUGGAGAGCAUCUCACCUAUUGGUCGAUAUCAGAUUGGUUUUGGGCUUCAUCGCUUCGAUUGAGAUGAUUGGCGUUUCUGCAUGGGCUUGGAAGAUCGUGCCAGAGUGGAACGAGAACAAGGGCUUGACAGCUGUUGCUGUUGCUGUCUACAUGGUACUGUCAGGCAUACAGACCGCUUUGGCCUACCUCGAAGGCGACACCAUCUUCCGAGGCGCGCAAAGCUCUUCCGACGCUUCUUCAUCGGCGACCUCGUCGUCGCAAAAGAAACUUCGCAUCUCGUCUGGCGCUCUGCCCAAGGCGCAAACCGACAAAGAAGCUUCGAAGGAGGAUGGUAGGAAGUGGACCACUCCGCCAGUCUACGAGCUCGAGCUUGAAUGGAGCGGAGCAAAGGUACGAAAGAGCGGAAAGGAGAAGAUCAAUCUUGGACAUAUGGGCGAAUGGUUUACGCAGGAAGGAGAAUUCGUCGAGGACAUCUUUUCGAAGAAGCUGCUGGCUGCCAUCGACUCUGUCUUGGCGUGAGGGGAACAAUCCCAGGAAAGAAUGGCUUUGCGAGAGGAGGAGCAGCUCUUUCUCAGGUGAUCAGCUGUGUCCGCCUCGAUGCUUAUCCUGCGCGAAAUGUUUCCAAAAGAUUGGGCAAAACAUAAAGUCGAUGUCAUUGCAAGCUGGCGUCACAAAAUUUGGAGCGAGAUGACUGACGUUGGCCAGUCACGAGUGCUGUUUCCUCUGUGCGUGUACGAUGCGGCGCGUUGCCCAGCAGCUAGGAUGGGGACACAUUCACCAGUCACUGAUGAGUCUGCGGAGCUGUCGGUGUGACC